AUGCUAUAUGCCACAGAAGAGAUAAACAGAAAUCCCUUUCUGAUGCCAAAUGUAAGCCUAGGAUAUGAAGUCUAUGACACAUGUUACUCAGAUGCUGCAGCUAUUGAUAGUGUGAUGAGCUAUCUCUCAGGAAAGCAAACAGGUGUGCCAAAUUACAGCUGUAAUUCAGAACUUCCAAGGCUGGCUGCCGUGGUCGGAGAUUCACCAUCAUCUGGUUCCGUUGCUGUGGCAAGGAUACUUGGGCUUACUCUGUUCCCACAGAUCAGUUAUGCAUCAGCUCUUCCCUCUCUGGCUGACAAAACUCAGUUUCCAUCUUUUCUGAGAACUGUGGGUACUGUUGACUCCCAACCAGUGGCUGUGGUCCAGUUGAUCAUGCAUUUUAACUGGUCCUGGGUUGGUAUACUCGCCUCCAAUAAUGAUUAUGGGAAUCAAGGUAGUCUGAAGCUACAAUCAGAGAUGAAUAAUAAUGGCAUAUGUGUGGCUUUUGCCAAAACUCUCUCCACCCCACCGAGUAAAGAGAACUUGGAUGACAUUGUCAGUGUCAUACGUAAAUCAACAGCCAAUGUCAUUGUCCUGUAUGCCUAUGCUACGGAGCUCAUUGCUUUACUACAGUCAGUCACGGAGGAGAAAAUUGUUGGGAAAGUAUGGAUUGCAGUGGGAAGCUGGAUCCCUUCUGCUGUGUUUACCCAAAAUGAUUUAUGGGCAACCUUGAAUGGGACUGUAGGUCUUGCAAAAUACAGUUCCAAUAUCCCAGGUUUCGGAAAUUUUUUGUACAGCGUUCAUCCUUUAAACUACCCUAAAGAUAUAUUUAUAAAGGAAUUCUGGGCGUAUGUUUUUGCAUGUAAGUGGUUGAGCAAUAAUACAGUUUCAUCUUUAUAUGGAACUAAUGCCACCAUUUGCACGGGUAAUGAAGACCUAACUAAACUUGACAGCUCUGUGUAUGACACUAAAAACUUCAGAUUAGCAGUUUCCGUGUAUAAUGCUGUAUAUGCCGUGGCCCAAGCAAUACAUAACAUGAUUUUCUGUGAAUCAGGGAAUGGGCCAUUUUUCAAUGGGACAUGUACAGACGUUGAAAAUGUUCAACCUUGGCAGCUUUUCUAUUACAUCAAGAAUGUACACCUUGUGACUACAGGAGGGGAAAGGGUGGCUUUUGAUGAGAAGGGUGAACUGAAAGGGCUGUAUGAUGUCUUAAAUUGGCAAGUGUCACCUGAUCUAAAAGGAGAUAUGGUCAAAGUUGGAAUCUUUGAUGACUGGGGACCCAAGGGAGAGAAACUGGUCCUGAGUGAGAAUGCCAUAAAAUGGGGAUAUAAGUAUACACAGGUGCCGACCUCUGUUUGCUCUGAUAGUUGCUUGCCUGGAUUUAGGAAGGCACCUCGAGAAGGAGAACCUUUUUGUUGCUACGAUUGUAUUCCAUGUUCUGAUGGAGAAAUUUCUAACCAGACAGAUGUUACUGACUGUGUGAGAUGCUCUGAAGACCAGUGGUCUAACGACAAUCGAGUUAAAUGCAUCCCAAAAAUGAUUGAGUUUCUAUCAUAUGAUGAACCACUUGGUAUUGCUUUAUCCAGUAUUAGCAGUGUCAGUUCUUUGAUCACAGUAUCUGUGCUGUGUGUCUUUAUACGGUAUCGUGAUACACCUCUAGUAAAAGCUAAUAACAGAAUUCUGAGCUACUUGCUUCUAGUGGCUAUCCUGCUGUGUUUCCUCUGUUCAUUUUUAUUCAUUGGACGACCUUUAUCAAUAACUUGUCUUGUCCGUCAAGCUAUUUUUGGAACAAUUUUUUCACUUUGUGUGUCCUCAAUUCUUGCUAAAACGAUAACGGUGGUUAUAGCAUUCAGUGCCACCAAACCAAACAGCUCUCUCCGGAAAUGGGUGGGUUCUUCGAUUCCAAAUUCAAUGAUAUUUUUUGGUUCCAGCAUCCAAACCAUAAUCUGCACUUGUUGGGUAAUGCUAUACCCAUCUUCUCCUGAACUAAACAUGAAAGUAUCUAAAGGUAUAAUAACAGUAGAGUGCACAGAUAGUUCAGUAAUAUUUUUCUAUGUAGCCCUGGGCUUUUUGGGUUUUUUAGCCCUUUUGACACUUGUAGUUGCUUUUUUGGCAAGAGAUUUACCUGAUGGCUUCAAUGAGGCUAAGCUUAUUACCUUUAGCAUGUUGGUCUUCACAAGUGUUUGGAUCUCCUUCAUCCCAGCCUAUGUCAGCACAAAGGGAAAAUACAUGGUUGCAGUGGAAAUUUUUGCAAUACUUUCAUCCAGCCUUGGUCUUCUUUGUUGUAUUUUUGCUCCCAAGUGCCACAUCAUCAUUCUUAGACCCCAUAUGAAUACAAGAGAAUUCUUAGUAUCAAGAACUAAUAUUACUAGUAAAAAACAAUAA
Molecule: messenger RNA, 2364 nt
Organism: Pelobates fuscus (common spadefoot toad)
Lineage: Eukaryota; Metazoa; Chordata; Amphibia; Anura; Pelobatidae
Product: extracellular calcium-sensing receptor-like
Exons: 5
Coding region: 1-2364 (787 amino acids)
Biological process (GO): G protein-coupled receptor signaling pathway
Cellular component (GO): plasma membrane
Molecular function (GO): G protein-coupled receptor activity
Source: RefSeq, a predicted model, not a curated record